AUGUCUCCGGAGUCAAUUGAACGACGCAAGACGGAACUGAAGAGAGAUUACAGUAGAGGAGGAUGUAGAGAGUGCAAAAGAAGAAAAAUCAAGUGCGACGAAACAAAACCUCAUUGCGUACAAUGUACUCGGCUUAAAAAGAAAUGUUCGUAUCCGAGUGUAGGGGAAAAGGUUCUCAGAGUGUCCAAGAAGUUCCUCGAGAAAAAUCCAUCUCCCACCACCCAGAACUCAUCAAAGCCUCUUACCAUACAACUAUACAGAGGUCCCAAUGAUUUCAGUAAGAGGAAGAACAAAGUCGCUAAGUCCGAAAAAAGAACAAGCAAUGAAAUGUCGGCAUCAUCUUCUCUGCUGGAAUUACUUUCAAAGGAAAUCGUUCUGGAAGCAAAGGAUGGAGAUUCUUCCUUGAAAACGCCAUCUUCCAUUAGCAAUCUUCUCAACUCUUCGAAUGAACAAGAGUUUGCAAUACCACAAAGUGAAACAGGAACAAUAGAGGAGACUACUCCUGGAGGAUAUGACCAAAGUUCAAUACAAAUGUCAACUACACCCUCAUCGCUUAUAUUGGGAGACAUGUAUAGCCAUGAAGAUUUGAACUUGUUGGCUUCGGACUUAAACGAUAUCGUCAAUGACAUCAUGUUUAACGGAAAAUUCGACACAGCAGUAACAGACAAUGACCCCCUAAAUCCAUUGCUAGGCUUUUCUAAAGAAUCUCCCAAUAGUCAGACUAUGCCAUAUAACGACGUCAUACCCAAGCAUGUUCCUCUAGAUUACAUACAAGUGAGAACAACAGAUGAACGAGUAUAUUUAAAGGAGUUUUACGAGGAGUUUGCAAUGCAAGUUCUUCCUUUCGGAGCAUACGAUCCUUAUAGCAAAACGUAUGCAAAUCCAUUGCGAGAUGUCAUUCUAAAGUAUGCAGCCAAGGAGUCGUUUCUACUAGCUGCUAUAUUAGCACAAGGAGCGCAAUCCUCGCAUCGUAAGAGUUUACUUCAAAAAGAUCAGGAUGCCUACGGAUCGUACUUGUCCACAUGCUUGCAAUUACUAGGACCUGCUUUAAGCAGAAAUAGAGAUAAAAAUGUGAGAAAUGAUUUGGUUUCCAACAUCGAGACUAUCCUUCUUACUGUAUUAUUAUUGACAUCGUCCAAUGCUACUACCACUUCUCAGGGAUGGAGACCACAUUUGAAGGGAGCAAAAGAUAUAGUCUUGAAGGCUACCAACAGCAAGAUACGUCUGUCAAAGACAUUAAUCCUCUGUAAAGUAUGGUUUGCCGAUUUUGAAAUCUUGGCAGGAACUAGUUCUAGUCUCGGAGGAACAUUAAAAACAGACGAUGAACUUGAAUCUGUACUUAAUUUCAGUGAUCCCUAUGAACUUUCAGUGUUGAAAGAAUUCGGAAUAGUGCAAGACAACGGUUUCAACAUCAUGUUCGGCUAUAAUACUCCUUGUGUUCAUUUGUUCAGAGACUUACUUAAGAUUUUGAACAAAAAGAGGCAAGAGGGAACUGCAUUCAAACCAGAUGAUGCAGCAGAAUAUGUCAGAUUGAUAUCUGGUUUCUACAAUGAAAUGAGUAUCAAGUAUAUCGAUUCAAAGCUGGUUGUUAUGGACGAUGCUUCGGGAAACUUUGCUGAUCUCAUAGACAUAGUUCGUACAGACAAGGGAAACAUAGCUCUUAGCUGGAUGGAUACAUCGCAACAGGCGUAUUCGUUGGCAGCAUUGAUAACGAUUUUCACGCAAAUCUUGAACCUGCCCUACCAGUCACCAUUUAUUCAGAACUUGAACAGCAGAUUAGUGUCCUGUAUUUCAUUCUUGGACGGAUGUAAUAGGGUACCGCAACAAGUGAUCAAAUACUCCCUUCUGAUGAUUCAAUGGCCCAUGACAGCAGCAGGAAUCAAUUGCAUUGAUCAUGAAGAGAGAUUUCUACUCAAGAAAUUCUUCACUUUCUCAGCUGAAUUAGGCUCGGGAAGUGCUGAGAUUGCCUUGAAACGAAUCCAGAAAGUAUGGGCACGUCUUGACAAUGGAAAGGAGUACGAAAGUGAAGAAGGGGAAAACAAUCUAGACAUCGUGGCAUAUUAG
This is a messenger RNA of Scheffersomyces stipitis CBS 6054, 2064 nucleotides long. It is a transcript of the gene LYS142, whose product is annotated as Lys142p. Bases 1 to 2064 code for a protein of 687 amino acids. The record is from RefSeq and is a predicted model, not a curated record. Gene Ontology annotation, cellular component: nucleus. The transcript has a single exon. Gene Ontology annotation, biological process: positive regulation of transcription by RNA polymerase II. Gene Ontology annotation, molecular function: DNA-binding transcription factor activity, RNA polymerase II-specific; transcription cis-regulatory region binding; zinc ion binding. Lineage: Eukaryota; Fungi; Ascomycota; Pichiomycetes; Serinales; Debaryomycetaceae.